AUGCAGGCCUGCUUCAAGUGGUUGGCUGUGGUGGUGAUUGUGUGCGCGCUCUGCACAGCCGCCUCGAAUGGAGCCGAACUUUUUUUAGCUCAGUACCAAGACAGCGGAUGUUCAGUCCUCGUGGAGAACUACCAGGUCCAGCCUGACGGGAACUGCACGCCAAGCCAACAAAGCGGCUUCUAUUCGUUCGCCACUGACGUCGCCAACGCCACAGCUGCCAAGUAUCGCUACGCUUGUGACUCCCAGUGUGCGGACUGCCUGGUUCAAGGGACGACAGUCUUCGGGCACUGCAACUCUAUCUUUCCAGCAUUCGGUUAUUCGGCGAUCUGGCGUGCUCAGCCUGCCAAGUUGCAGGUCGAGUCCUUCUCUGACGCACGAUGCGCCACCCUCCUGCCCGAGCUGAGCGGUGUCUUCGCCAGUGGCGUGUGCAUGGCCGGCAAAGAGCUGAACUCGCGCUACUCCUUGGUGAAUGGAGAGAAGGGACAACCGCUGGUCCUGUACAGCCUUCGAUGCCCCCACACUGACUGUUCUCUUUGCUACCCAUAUGGCCAGGCUCAACUCAACACCUGCUUCCAAGUCGCCCCCUGGCUCGCCAGAUGGGCAAAGGUGAGCAUCGUAAACUGA
Acanthamoeba castellanii str. Neff is the source of this 624-nucleotide messenger RNA. RefSeq lists its product as uncharacterized. The record is from RefSeq and is a predicted model, not a curated record. Bases 1 to 624 code for a protein of 207 amino acids. Lineage: Eukaryota; Discosea; Longamoebia; Acanthamoebidae. The transcript has 3 exons.